Amborella trichopoda is the source of this 767-nucleotide messenger RNA. RefSeq names its product 2Fe-2S ferredoxin-like superfamily protein (gene FDC2). Lineage: Eukaryota; Viridiplantae; Streptophyta; Magnoliopsida; Amborellales; Amborellaceae. Gene Ontology annotation, molecular function: iron-sulfur cluster binding. Gene Ontology annotation, cellular component: chloroplast. The record is from RefSeq and is a predicted model, not a curated record.
GUAGUUUAAGCCACCGUUUCGACACUAGAAUUCAGUUUCAAUGGAGCUUCAGAGCCCUUUCACCUCGUUCCUUUGCGCUCGAAGCCCCUCAAAUGCCCUAAUUUCUCGACCCUUUUGCCCUAGAAACAGACCAUUCUUCAGCAACAAAACCAGGUCUCUUUCUUCCUCUUCUUCUUCUUCUUCUUCUUCUUCUCCUGCUUCUUCUGUGAUUUCUGAAAUUCCAACUCACAAGGUCACUGUUCAUGAUCGGCAAAGAGGGGUAGUUCAUGAGUUUCUGGUACCUGAGGACCAAUAUAUACUGCACACUGCUGAGUCUCAAAACAUAACUUUGCCGUUUGCUUGCAGACAUGGUUGUUGUACAAGCUGUGCAGUUCGAGUAAGAUCUGGACAGAUACGACAGCCCGAGGCCCUUGGAAUAUCAGCUGAACUGCAAUCCAAGGGUUAUGCAUUACUUUGUGUUGGUUUCCCAUCUUCUGAUGUUGAAGUUGAAACCCAAGACGAGGAUGAGGUUUAUUGGCUCCAAUUUGGAAGAUAUUUUGCCCGAGGGCCUAUUGAAAGGGAUGACUAUGCAUUGGAACUAGCCAUGGGUGAUGAGUAAUCAGAGAAGCCUGGCCAUGUUUUUGUCCAUUUAUAUCCAUUAACAAUUUAACAAUAUUUUGUAUGUUGUCUAUUAUCUAAAUGCUGGCUGAAGUACCAUGUUGUCACCUUUCUCUGAGCAUCUUGGCUCUUUUAACUUUUCUAGUUUCUUUCAUGGCUGCAUUUUUACA